Messenger RNA from Carya illinoinensis, 945 nucleotides. RefSeq lists its product as uncharacterized. The coding region runs from base 1 to 945 and encodes 314 amino acids. The record is from RefSeq and is a predicted model, not a curated record. The transcript has 3 exons. NCBI's taxonomy places the organism in Eukaryota, Viridiplantae, Streptophyta, Magnoliopsida, Fagales, Juglandaceae.
AUGAGCACCCUAAUUAGAGUAUUCCCAACCCUAAAGAAAAACUGCUACACCAUCCUUGAUCUGGACAAAGGGCAACGAGUUCUUGUGCGUGCAACCUUUUUCUAUGGAAAUUAUGAUGGGAAAAAUUUUGCACCAACCUUUGAGUUGCACUUCGAUGGAAACUUCUGGGCCACGGUCACCACUUCGAACUUUACCUAUGUUGUCGAGGAAGCCAUUUAUGUGGUGAAGGGAAAUGCCACGAACAUCUGUCUUGCUCAGACGCAUCCCGACCAGGCGCCAUUCAUAUCAGCACUAGAACUGCGCAGCUUGGAUGCCGAAAUGUACAGCAACGUUGGCAUGAACCAUGCUUUGUUUUUGGAAAACAGAAUAGCCCACAGUGCUAAUCAAACUGUUCGUUCUGUUGAAGUUGUUGAUCAGCACGGCGGUUUUACACUCUCUGAGGAUGUCAUCAGAAAUGAAACUGACGCGAUUGAUGUGAGUGCGGCAAAAGAUCAUCCUCCGCAGGUUGUUCUGCAAAAUGCUGUUGGGACGAUUGGCACUGCAUGGGGUAUAGGCAUACAGACAACUGGACUUGGAUCGAAGAAAGUUCCCAUCUUCAUCAUCGCCUACUUCUCUGAAGUCGUUCGACUAAAUUCAACCCAGAAAAGAUCUAUUGAAAUUGUCAUAGACAACGAACAAUUUUCAAACGACUUUAGUCCACCUUUUGGAAGCGUAUUAGAAGUUUACAUUACUAACAUUACUGCUUCUUCCAAUACUUCAUUCACAGUAGGGGUUGCGGCUGCUUCUUCCCUUCCUCCUAUAAUCAACGCUCAUGAAUUUUACUCUCUUAGCAAUGCACUGACUGAGGGAACCAAUAACAGAGAUGGUUUGGAUUUCAGAUUUCUAACUUUUAAUCUUCUGAUAAUUAUAGUUCUGUUGAAGUUGUUGAUCAGUAACUUGGUGUAG